AUGUUCACCACCACCAUGUUCACCAUCACCAUGGUCACCACCACCAUGUUCACCAUUCACCAUGUUCACCACCACCAUCAGUCACCAUCACCAUGUUCACCCCCACCAUGUUCACCACCACCAUCAGUCACCAUCACCAUGUUCACCACCACCAUGUUCACCACCACCACCAUCAUCACAAUGUGCACCAUCAAGUUCCAGAACCCAAAUCCAUACUUGAAUUGGAUUCCACAGUGUGCCGGUGCCAUGGCUUUUGAAACGGAUCAAUGUCCCAGGCCACUUCCCACCUACCUGAGGUCCCUGUACCCUGGCAUUUACGAGGACCAGGUGGGGAGGACCUGGGUGACCGUGGCGGUGCGGCGCAGCCCCUCCCAACGGGCCCAGAGCAGAGACCCCAGGGUCAGUACCCGUGAACACAGCAUCAUGAUCUACUUGUGGCAGAUGUCAGUGCACUCACAGAAGGCCAUGUCCCUCAACCAGUCGUCUUCCUUCUGCCUUCCCCCCAUGUGGGAGCUCUGCUCAGAGAGAAGGUACCAAGCCACAGAUUCCAGGCUCUGGGAGAUCGUGAACCAUGGCCAGGCAAACGUCUCGGAGCAGUUGAUUCUCAGGUGGCGGCCUCAGGGGGACUGACUGAGCCAGGGAGCAGCUGUAGAGCUGGUUUGAUGGCGGAGACCUCUGCUCUUUGCUGGUCCUUGUUUCUUCACAUAGCUCCCCACUCCUUGGGUGUGGCUGUCCACGUGGGCCCCCACAGUAAGCUGAAUAAUUGACUAGAGGUCAGAAGUAAGAUCGAUUCCGGGUGGGUGUUGGGCACAGUGACUCCGUCACAUCCCACAUCAAAGUGCCAGGUCCAAGCUCCAGCUCCUGACCCGGCUUCCUAUCAUGUCCGCUCUGGAAGGCAGUAGAUGGUGCCUUCUGUGCUGGGUCCUUGCCGCCACG
Molecule: messenger RNA, 936 nt
Organism: Ochotona princeps (American pika)
Lineage: Eukaryota; Metazoa; Chordata; Mammalia; Lagomorpha; Ochotonidae
Product: TCL1 family AKT coactivator B
Exons: 4
Coding region: 1-630 (209 amino acids)
Biological process (GO): positive regulation of peptidyl-serine phosphorylation
Molecular function (GO): protein serine/threonine kinase activator activity
Source: RefSeq, a predicted model, not a curated record